Rhinolophus ferrumequinum (greater horseshoe bat) is the source of this 4541-nucleotide messenger RNA. RefSeq names its product F-box and leucine rich repeat protein 7 (gene FBXL7). Gene Ontology annotation, molecular function: protein binding. Gene Ontology annotation, cellular component: SCF ubiquitin ligase complex. Lineage: Eukaryota; Metazoa; Chordata; Mammalia; Chiroptera; Rhinolophidae. The transcript is spliced from 4 exons. Gene Ontology annotation, biological process: SCF-dependent proteasomal ubiquitin-dependent protein catabolic process. The record is from RefSeq and is a predicted model, not a curated record. Bases 482 to 1957 code for a protein of 491 amino acids.
CCGCUCGCUCAGGGCAUCCGCAACAAGUGGCCGCCGCGCCCUCCCCGGGGAAGUCGCGAGCGCGCAGGGGCGUCCGAAGGAGGCAGUCGAGCCGGGGAGCCCCGGCCGCCCGCGCGGCUCAGCGCCCACCACAGGGGAAUCGGGGCGGUCGGAUGGGGAACCCGCGGCGGCGGCGCGGCGAGCCUCUGGGCGGCCCCGGGGCGCGGGCUCUCCGCAGCGCUGCGCCCGCCGGCCCCGAUCGCGGAUUCUAAGAGCGGCGGCUACGCUCGGCCCCACCCGGAGCCAUCGGGGGUGCCAGGAGGGGACGGAGCGCCCCCUUCUACCCAAGUGCAAGGGCCGCUCCCGGCCGGACAUCGGCCCCGGAGUGUGGGGUAUGCGCAGCUAACGGUCCCGUCCGGCGGGCUUUCCUCGGGCGGAGCGCUCAGGCGGUGCGCCCCAGCGAUGGAGUGUCCCGGGAGACGGCGGGCAUGACGGCGGCAGGAUGGGCGCGAACAAUGGCAAACAGUACGGCAGUGAGGGCAAAGGCAGCUCAAGCAUCUCAUCCGACGUGAGUUCAAGUACAGAUCACACGCCGACCCAAGCCCAGAAGAAUGUGGCUACCAGUGAAGACUCCGACCUGAGCAUGCGCACACUGAGCACGCCCAGCCCAGCACUGAUAUGUCCACCGAACCUGCCGGGAUUUCAGAAUGGAAGGGGCUCGUCCACCUCCUCGUCCUCCAUCACCGGGGAGACGGUGGCCAUGGUCCACUCCCCGCCCCCGACCCGCCUCACGCACCCACUUAUCCGGCUCGCCUCCAGACCCCAGAAGGAGCAGGCCAGCAUAGAGCGGCUCCCAGACCACUCCAUGGUCCAGAUCUUCUCCUUCCUGCCCACCAACCAGUUGUGCCGCUGCGCCCGUGUGUGCCGCCGCUGGUACAACCUGGCCUGGGACCCGCGGCUCUGGAGGACUAUCCGCCUGACGGGCGAGACCAUCAACGUGGACCGCGCCCUCAAGGUGCUGACCCGCAGGCUCUGCCAGGACACACCCAACGUCUGUCUCAUGCUGGAAACCGUAACUGUCAGUGGCUGCCGGCGGCUCACGGACAGAGGGCUCUACACCAUUGCCCAGUGCUGCCCAGAACUGAGGCGGCUGGAAGUCUCGGGCUGUUACAAUAUCUCCAACGAGGCCGUCUUUGACGUGGUGUCCCUCUGCCCCAACCUGGAGCACCUGGACGUGUCAGGGUGCUCCAAAGUGACCUGCAUCAGCUUGACCCGGGAGGCCUCCAUUAAACUGUCCCCCUUGCAUGGCAAACAGAUUUCCAUCCGCUACCUGGACAUGACGGACUGCUUCGUGCUGGAGGACGAGGGUCUGCACACCAUCGCGGCGCACUGCACGCAGCUGACCCACCUGUACCUGCGCCGCUGCGUCCGCCUCACCGACGAGGGCCUACGCUACCUGAUGAUCUACUGCACGUCCAUCAAGGAGCUGAGCGUCAGCGACUGCCGCUUCGUCAGCGACUUUGGCCUCCGGGAGAUCGCCAAACUGGAGUCCCGCCUGCGGUACCUGAGCAUCGCGCACUGCGGCCGGGUCACCGACGUGGGCAUCCGCUAUGUCGCUAAGUACUGCGGCAAGUUGCGCUACCUCAACGCGAGGGGCUGCGAGGGCAUAACGGACCACGGCGUGGAGUACCUCGCCAAGAACUGCACCAAACUCAAGUCUUUGGACAUCGGCAAGUGCCCACUGGUGUCCGACACGGGCCUGGAGUACCUGGCCCUGAACUGCUUCAAUCUCAAGCGGCUCAGCCUCAAGUCCUGCGAGAGCAUCACGGGCCAGGGCCUGCAGAUCGUAGCGGCCAACUGCUUCGACCUCCAGCUGCUCAAUGUCCAGGACUGUGAGGUAUCCGUGGAGGCCCUGCGGUUUGUGAAACGCCACUGCAAGCGCUGCGUCAUCGAGCACACCAACCCUGCCUUCUUCUGAAGGGACAGCUGCCAUCCAGUGCUGUUUGCAUACAAACAUGAACAAAACAAAACAAAUUUUUUUUUUUUUAAAGCAGCAUAUGUAAGCACAGACACCCACUCAUAACAGCUCUUUCUUCCAGGAAGAUUCUUAGGCAUGGGACUUUUAUUUUUCCUCAUUUCUCCCCGGCAACAAAGGUCAUGGAAAGGAAGGAGGCGGGUGGCAGGAGAUUUCUAUUACAGUAAACGGGUUUCUGGCCAGGUCACUUGUAGGCAGUUUGUCUUCUCAUAAAAGAUCUAUCUCAGAAAGCUGAUUGCAGUGUCUCUCUCUAUCUCUCUCCGCCUGGCCACAUCUCCGGGAUCCUACCCCUCCUUCCCUCUUACCCCCCACUUCUCCCUCGCCAACAGCAAUAACAAAUCAUCAGAAUAGUAACGCUCUCCAGACCUUCUCCUCUUCCAACUGCUUGAUUGGCCUACGCCACACUCUUCAACCUCACACCCAAACAAAUUCUUGUUAAAUUCAUGUCACAGCAUCUGGUAUAUACAAAGUACUUCCAAACCUUUUUAAAGAAUCUCUUGCCACAAGAAGCAUGGUGAAGGAGGAGACCUGAAUUCUGCCCCAGCUCUGCCACUCACUAGCUCUGUGACCUUGAGCAAAGCACCUGACCACUCACGAUGGGCUUCAGCUUCCAGCACUAAAUCAGAGGCCAUCCAGCUUGAGGAUGUGCCUCAUGCCCAUUUUAGAAUUGAAGGAACUGAGAUGUCGAUAAGCAGAAACACGUUGGCAUAGAGCGCACGAGGCAUCUACCUCUUCCAAGGGUGUAAAUUCUGUGGAUGCUUUCAAGAGACUCAGAAGUGCCAGUGCCAGUGUCCUGUAUGUCCUGCACUCCAAUCUGAGUGUCACUUCCAUCCCUGUUUGUUUUGGUGGGUGAGUCUCUUGGGCAUCUCCCACCUUGCUUGAUGGAUGGUUUCUGUGCCCACGUACUUUUAGCAUCAGCCCAGUUCACACCGUCGUGAAAUUCCUCGUCACGGCAAAGCCCCCACCCCCGAAUCAAGCUGAUCUUUCUGAAUGUUUUCCAUAGGAGCAAAGACCCUCACAAUUUUUAAUUAAGAAGCGAGGCCCAAGAGAACACAUGUCCUCCAAGGUUUUUUCUAAUCCCUCUCAGUGCACACAUGGCUGCAUCAGGCACAUCUGCCCUGCAGCUGGCAGGAACAGACACCUCGGUUCGUUGUCAUUCAGAUCACAUUCCUACUCUUCUCAUCUAUUUAUUUCUUUGUGCAUCCAGACCUCAUCACAUGAAGCCUGUCGGGGUUAAAUCCUAAGUGUUUAACUGUGCAGAGUGCCACCCUGUGGCUGUCUGCGUGUUCUGUGUCAAAGAAUGCAGGGCACAUGUCCAGGUGUUUUAAAUACUGUUCUCUCAAAAAGUGCCAGAUAAAUGGAAGCAGGAACACACUGAGAAGGCUCAGGUGCUGGUCCACCAACCAGCCCAUGGAAUAGAACAUUAAAAUCAUUGCCAAGUAUGAAUGUUAAAUAGUCCUAUUUGGAUAGAAAUCCAUUUGCUAGCCUCAUUCAUGUGAAAUUGGGAUGCCAGAAGAAAUUCCAUUGCUCAUUUUAUGAAAUUUAGUCGCCUUUUGUUAAUAAACACAUGACCUUUCCAAAUUAUUCUCUGGCCAUGCCCCUCUAUCAGUGUUCAUACGGUUCCUCCAUUUCUCUCUCAAAGGGUCCACCACCCAAAGCCAGAACCCCUGCAUCUCCAAGGCAAGCACGUGGAAUUUGGUUUUCAUCAAGUGUACACACUGCUCGACAACUGCAUUCCCACUGUAGGCUCCCUGCGUUCCUUUGUCUUUUGUCGGGAAGAAGGAGAUAGAGUGAGGUGGUGUCUGCCUAGGGGAUUUCUUUCAUGCGUCAGAUGAAAUACGGUCUCCUUGCCAAUCACCAAGGCCAACACCUUAAUGUGCAAUCAAGGCCAUGGCGGAUAAUGAAUUGUUUGGCUGAGGACAGUCACAGGGUUUAGAACCGUGAAAGUAGGGGAAGGUAGCAUUCUCCUGCACUGUGACUUCUGACCCUGUCUAAAGUUUCAAAAUUUGAGUCACAAAGAAUUGUUCCUAACCCUUUGCGCUCACGUCUUCCAAGUGAGCUGCUUUCAUACUCCCGGAAUGAGAAGGGAGAGCCGAAAUGGCUCCCUGAACCAAGAAGGUGCACCCCAUUCCAAAUAUCUUCUUCAGCACCACCUGACCACGCCACCUAACCUGUCUUCCAAAACAUGAGACAAAGCCGACUUUCGCACUGAUUGCCCAGCAUAUACUGUCUUUCCCAGUUUCUCCCUCUUUUCCAAUCUUCUCUUCCAUUCUGCUUCCCCUUGGGGUGUGAAUCUAUGACAGAGGUCACUGGGGAAACAGCUCAGCAGAUUCUGAGAGACCAAACAAAAGGCCUCACUAGGAAAUUUAUCUGUUUUAAAACAUUGCUUCCUUCCUGCCUCUGCUAAAUUGAAUGCUCAUUGUUUUUUUGUUUUUUUGUUUUUUUUUUAAAUUCUAAUGUUCAAAUCACUGCGUGCUGUAUGACUCUAGAAAGCCUUAAUUUACUACCACCAAGAAAAUAAAGCAAU